AUGGCAAAGAAGCUCAAAUUUCUCGACCUUGCGGAUUGUCGAUACGUGGAAAAUACGGUCUUCCUCUCAGCUUUUAAGAAUUUAGAGGUUUUGAUCCUCACUGAUUGUUCAAGCCUACAGCAAGUUGACUCUUCGAUUGGAGACAUGAAGGACCUCGUUCGCUUGGAGUUGAGGCGCUGUUGUAGCCUCACGAAGCUUCCGGAAGAAAUAGAAGAAUUACCCGAUGGUAUUGGGAGGCUGAAAAAGCUCCGAGAAUUAGAUGCUUUUGAUUGCAAAAAUCUCAAAGGGGAAAUGCCAGAAAGCAUGGGGUCUUUGGAGAAUCUAGAAAUUCUAAAUAUUUCUCGGAGUGGUAUAAGAAAAUUACCCAAUGAUAUUGGGAGGCUGAGACUGCUCCGACAUUUAGAUGCUUCAUGGUGCCGUGAACUGGGAGGGGAAUUGCCAGAAAGCAUGGGGUCUUUGGAGAAUCUAGAAAUUCUAGAUAUUUCUGACGCUGGCAUAAAAAAAUUUCCCAAUGAUAUUGGGAGGCCGAGACGACUCCGAGAGUUACGUGCUUCACAUUGCAAAAAUCUCAAAGUGGAAAUGCCGUAA
Rhodamnia argentea is the source of this 588-nucleotide messenger RNA. RefSeq names its product disease resistance protein RUN1-like. NCBI's taxonomy places the organism in Eukaryota, Viridiplantae, Streptophyta, Magnoliopsida, Myrtales, Myrtaceae. The transcript has 2 exons. The record is from RefSeq and is a predicted model, not a curated record. Bases 1 to 588 code for a protein of 195 amino acids.